UCCAAAGAAGGAAGGGGCGCCCAAAAAUAAAAAGAAAACAAACAGGUGUUUGGUUCAGAUUCCAGAAUCGCGCGAUCCAAGAAUUGGAGCUCACUCAGCUCAAAAUAAAAAUUAAAUAAAUAAUAAUAAUUGAAAGAAGCCUGAGACUCACACAAAACACACGCAUAUAAAAUUACAAAUCUCUCGUUACUAAAAAAUUUGACGUGGAAUCAGGUCUUCGAAAUUCGACUUCUGGUUUUGGACACCUGAUUUCAGUUGGUUACAUUACGUUACGCUCUAAUAGGGAGAGAGAUAGAGUGGUGUUAUAAUAAGAAGAAGAAGAAUGGGGUGUUCAUUUUCUGGUUUGAACGCACUUUACGAUUCCGUUAACGGAGGCGGAGAUGUUUGGAUCAACGAGAACCGGUUCCGUAUCGUCAGGCAGCUCGGUGAAGGUGGAAACGCCUAUGUCUUCCUCGUCAAGGACGUUCCCGCCGACAACGUCUCCGGCGGUUUCUCCUCCAAGCUCAAACAGUCCUCUCACAUUUCCGAGGACGGAACAUAUGCUAUGAAAAAGGUCCUCAUCAAGAGCAAUGAGCAGCUGGAGUUGGUCAGGGAGGAGAUCCGUGUUUCCUCACUGUUCAACCACCCAAAUCUGCUCCCGCUUCUCGAUCAUGCAAUCAUUUCUGUCAAGCCUACUCCACAAAAAUCUUGGAACCACGAGGCAUACUUGUUAUUUCCACUUCAUUUGGAUGGAACACUGCUAGAUAAUACCAAGACAAUGCAAGCCAGGAAGGAAUCCUUUCCUACCUCGGAUGUUCUUCAAAUCUUUCGACAGCUUUGUGCAGGACUCAAGCAUAUGCAUGGUUUAGAUACUCCAUAUGCUCAUAAUGAUGUCAAACCUGGUAAUGUUCUCAUAACACAUAGAAAAGGACAAUCGCCUCUUGCCAUACUCAUGGAUUUUGGCAGUGCUCGUCCUGCCAGGAAGCACAUUGGUUCCAGAUCAGAGGCACUCCAGUUGCAGGAAUGGGCAGCUGAACACUGUUCUGCCCCUUUCCGAGCUCCGGAGCUGUGGGAAUGCCCAAGCCAAGGUGAUAUAGAUGAGAGGACUGACGUUUGGUCACUAGGAUGCACAUUAUAUGCAAUAAUGUAUGGGGUAUCUCCAUUUGAAUAUGCACUUGAUGAGCCUGAUGGAGACCUCCGAUCAGCUGUUUUAAAUGCUAAAAUCAAAUGGCCAACUGAACGUAAGUCUCAAUAUCCAGACGCUCUUCAUCAGUUUGUAUCAUGGAUGCUUCAGCCCCAGAUUGCUGUGCGGCCCCGGAUAGAUGACAUUGUUAUUCAUGUUGAUAAGUUGAUUGCAAAGUUCUCUGGUUGAGUUACUUUGGGAGAGAUUUAAGAGAACAGUUGAGGCAUACACAUUGCAGUUGUUAAAAUUUCAUGUGCCUUCCCUAUCUAUUGAGAUAGAUAGAAAAGGAAUAGUUCCCUGCCUUAGUUUUUAUGUGUAUCUUUACAUUUUUUUUGUGGUAGUCUAGGUAGUUGGGCAUUGGGCUUAAUUAUUAUUUCAGUAAUUUAUACAUAAUUUUGUCUAUUGUAAUUUAUGAAAUGGCCAGUCUCCCUGUAAUCUUCUUCAGGAUUCAUGCGCAUAAAUGGCAUAUGGUUUAUUUACUUA
Messenger RNA from Arachis stenosperma, 1645 nucleotides. RefSeq lists its product as uncharacterized. Gene Ontology annotation, cellular component: cytoplasm. The transcript has 6 exons. The record is from RefSeq and is a predicted model, not a curated record. Bases 323 to 1351 code for a protein of 342 amino acids. Gene Ontology annotation, biological process: protein phosphorylation. Lineage: Eukaryota; Viridiplantae; Streptophyta; Magnoliopsida; Fabales; Fabaceae. Gene Ontology annotation, molecular function: protein serine/threonine kinase activity; ATP binding.